UAUGGAUUAUUUUUUUAGGUGAAAGAAUUAUCAGGUGAAGAUUAAACCCAACUUUAUUUCCCUUUAUGAUAAAUGAUAUGUUCUUAAAUGUCCCAAUAGAUAUGGGAAGGUCAUUGUUCGCAGAUUAUGGGGCCCUGUGGAAAAGAGAAUGUAAUGUUAAAUAUAUAAAUAUAUCACUAAAACAGUACGGGGGGGGAUAGCUCUAAUAAGACUAGAUUAAAACUAGAUUACGGAAGCACUGUAUACGGGUCAGCAACAAAAUCAGUGCUAGCAGAUCUGGGUAGAGAGCUGGCCCAGGCUUUAAGAGUGUGUUUAGGAGCAGUAAGAACUUCCCCAGGAUGUCCAAGGAUCUGCAAACAGAUGCAACAGGGCCUGGUUCCACAGUGCCUAGUUCUCGAGUAGAGUACAGCAAAACAACACCUGACUGUUUACAUAUUUAUACUGUUGAACUAUUUGCAUUACUAAUGUUAUUAGAGUGGAGUGAACAAACUAGGUGCAUCAACAUAUUAAUAUGUAGUGAUUGUGUAUCUGCCCUUACAAGCAUAAAGUCAGGCGCAGCUAUACGGCUAGACGCCACCAGGAUCUGCUUUAUGAAAUUCUGUCUAUUUAUUCAAGAUUAAUCAUACAAGGGGAAAAUAUCACAUUCAUGUGGGUCCCAGCACACUCAGGUAUUCAAGGAAAAUGAGAAGGCAGAGAAACUGGCAAAAGAAGCGGUCAAAAAAGGAAACGUUGAAAUCGUUAUUAAGUUAUCAAAAUCAGAAGGGAAAAGCAUAGUCUGGAUGAAAGUAAAUCAACAACGGAAACAACAGUGGGAUAAUGACAUUACAGGGAGACAUUUACAGGGAGACAUCUACAUUCCAUACAAAGCAGAGUACCCUGUCCAGGGUGUACCCCGCCUUGUGCCCGAUGCUCCCUGGGAUAGGCUCCAGGCUCCCCCGCGACCCUGAAAAGGAUAAGCGGUAGAAGAUGGAUGGAUGGAUGGAUGGUAUAGAAGAUGGAUGGAUGGAUGGAUGGAUGAAUUCUAAAAUAAAAGGACUAUAACACAGGACUGAAGGUGGCAGUAUUGCAACAGUUUGGAUGUCAGCUGCCGCAAAACCCCAAAGAACAACAAGAAGAAGGGCAGAAGAAGAAGAAGAAUACUUAAUCUCAGACUUAUUUUUUCUUUGGCCUACUGUGUAGUAGUGUAGUAGGGUAGUAGGGUAGUAGUGCUAUUCGGACACCACUACGACACCUGAUAGACUGUAGUGCACUAUAAAGGCGUUAGGGGGCUGCUUCGGACACGGCGCUACUAGGAGCUAUUCUGGGAAACCGGAAAUUGAAAAAAAGAGCAGACACCCGAUCAGAACCAUGAAAGCAGUCAUUCAAAGAGUCACUAAAGCGAGCGUCAUAGCUGGAGAGGAGCACAUCUGUUCCAUCGGUAGAGGCAUUUGUGUUUUGGUUGGGAUUUCCUCCGAGGACACACAGAAGGAUGUAGAUUACAUAGUGCGUAAGAUCCUGAAUCUGCGUUUAUUUGAGGAUGAGAAUGGCUGUGCAUGGAAACACAGUGUCAUGGACAAGGGCUUUGAGGUAUUGUGUGUGAGCCAGUUCACACUGCAGUGUACUCUCAAAGGAAACAAGCCUGACUUCCAUUCAGCAAUGACGGCUAAUUUGGCUCAGCCCUUCUACAACAACAUUCUGGAGCAGUUGAGGACUGCAUACAAACCAGAACUCAUCAAAGAUGGCCAGUUUGGUGCCUACAUGCAAGUGCACAUUCAAAAUGAUGGACCUGUCACCAUUUCUUUAGAGUCUCCUGCGGCUCCCACAGAUGCCAAACAGUUGUCCAAACUAGAAAAGCAGCAGCAGCGUAAGGAAAAAACAAAAGCAAAAGUCAACUCAGAAUGUGUCAAGGACAGGGGUGCCUUACAUUCUAAAGUUGGCCCCAGUGCCAGUAGUGGGGCAGAGGGGGAGUUAUCUUCAGAAAAAGAUGACGGUGACGGAAGACGUGAACCUGUUUUAUCAAGUUGAGAAGUUGAUCAGAAGUUACAAUCAAUAUUUUUAAUGAUCAUAUUCUUGCAAAUUUUUAUCUAUGAAACGGUUUUCUUUUCUUUUUUUUAUUAAUUAAAUGAUGAUUACUGUUUCGAAUGUCUGGAGAUUCAUGGCUUGUUAUUUUAUGUAAACAAUGGAUCAACACAAACAUGGAUCGUGUGCGGAUUAUUUAUUUAUACAGACUUGUUUUUAUUUAUGAUGAUGCAUGAAUGUAUGAAUAUUAAAAUAAAUGAUUAAGAGAACCUUAUGGGAAUGUUAGGGAAUGUUAUGGGAAGGUUAAGAAAACGUUAGACAAAUGUUCUGCAAACCUAAACAAUGUUCUAUUUCUGCAAAGAAAACUUUCCUUGCUAACCAAAAACAAAGCUUAAUAAUGUAUGUUCUGGGAACCAAAAAUUGUUAGCUGGGGAGUAGCUCGUCAUAAAAGUAAGUUUGGAGAAAAAUGGCAAUAUACAAGAAAAUCUUGAUUAUUGGCAAUUUAGUUUAUAAACCGAGGUUUAAUUCAAUCUAAUCUGGAUUAUGGGUGUGUUAUAUUCAAUUCAGCAUCUAAGUCAUUAUUGUAGAAAUUAGAUGUGAUACAGACAGCUUUAAGAAUAUGUUGUGGAGCAAUUAGAACAUCUUCGGUAAAUGCAGUUAGAAUAUUGAUGGGUGAAAUGCCAUUAAAUUGGAGAAGGAGGAAACUAGCCACAACAUACUGGAGGAGUGAAGAAGUGUUAUUAGCUAGGUUCAGACUGGGACACACCGGUUUAAAUUCAACUUUGGCAUGUAUGAGAUGUGUGACAGCUGUUGGGUGUUAGAAACUGUGGCAUGUUUUGUUUGUGAUCAGUGGUAUGACGUAUUUCUUAAAACUUCUUCGUUGAGAGCAUAAGUCGGUAAGAGUACAGGAUAUUUGGGGUAAAACAGAUGCACAGGGCCAUAGAGCACUUUUUGACAUUUCUAUACGACACUGGUUUAGAUAGUAGAAUAUACUAUGAUGCAGUGCUUGGAUCGGGACUAUUUGGGGAGUUGGUGAAGGAUGGAGGAGCUGAACACGCAGCGCCAUCUAAUGUUGGAUUCCUGACAUGGUUCUGUGAUCUUAGCAGAGCAUCAUUAUUGUAGGACAUGGUUCAUAAAAUACGCUAGGUGGCGGUAAUGCUCCUAGGAGUGAACGGCCAUUAACAACAAGAAGAAGAAAAUGCUCGUAGAGCCACAAUUAUUAAUGUAAACACUGCACGGCGACAGUACAGCAUGCCGUUUGAUGGGAAUAAGUGGUAUAAGCGCACAGCACAGCUGUAUGCAAUCGGAACUUGGACUUUGCUUGGGUCUUGUGUUUAUUACACAUAUUUCAAAUGCAACGAACGAGUUGUUAUACAUGAAGAGGAGGAGGAUGUACCACCAAAUGUGAGAAUAUUUAAAUCAUCUCACAUGUCAGCAAAACUAACCUACAAAGAAAAUUAUGUCCCAUAUUCCACAAGAUUUCUGGAACUUUUCAGACCCAAAGCUGAUGACUCUUCAGGAAGUCAAAAUGA
Molecule: messenger RNA, 3530 nt
Organism: Ictalurus furcatus (blue catfish)
Lineage: Eukaryota; Metazoa; Chordata; Actinopteri; Siluriformes; Ictaluridae
Gene: dtd1
Product: D-aminoacyl-tRNA deacylase 1
Exons: 7
Coding region: 1348-2004 (218 amino acids)
Biological process (GO): tRNA metabolic process
Cellular component (GO): cytoplasm
Molecular function (GO): D-tyrosyl-tRNA(Tyr) deacylase activity
Source: RefSeq, a predicted model, not a curated record